This is a messenger RNA of Coregonus sp. 'balchen', 5653 nucleotides long. The record is from the annotation of a GenBank genome assembly. NCBI's taxonomy places the organism in Eukaryota, Metazoa, Chordata, Actinopteri, Salmoniformes, Salmonidae.
AUGGCUACCAGAGGGAGUGGCCGGCCCAAUUGCACGCUGCCCCAGACAAAGAUAUGCCAGUUUAAACUGGUGUUGCUGGGAGACAUGGCUGUGGGCAAGUCCAGCCUGGUGCUGCGCUUCGUCAAGGGACAGUUUGAUGAGUUCCAGGAGACCACCAUCGGAGGUGAGGAGAGAGGGGAGGGGGAGGAGAGGGAGAAGUUGACUGGCACACUGUUGGCCCCAGAUCAGGGUUGGGCAACUCUCUGUUCCUGGAGUGCCGCAACAAAAGUUUCUGUUAAAAACACUGUGAGAAAUGUAUUCCUGGACCAAGAAUGGAGGGUUUGCUGAGAUGAAAGGACUGAGUUGUACAUCAUUAGUUUUACAUUCUCUGUCUCUCUCUCUCUCUCAGCUGCAUUCCUGGCCCAGUCUGUGUGUCUAGAUGACACCACUGUGAAGUUUGAGAUCUGGGACACGGCGGGACAGGAGCGCUACCACAGUCUGGCUCCCAUGUACUACCGCGGGGCACAGGCAGCUAUUGUGGUCUUUGACAUCACCAAGCCGGUACAGUCAUCAUUCAGCGCACCACAGAGAUGCAUGCUCAGAGCUAACUUGAGGAGUAAACAAUCAAUGUAUUGGGCGAUUCCAUGCCAACGGGAACAGAAAAUAGUGUUGGUAUUUCAGAUUGUUCUGGCAAUUCUCACAUAGGAACUUUCAUAGCUUUCACCUGGAUUCACCUGGUCAGUCUGUGUCAUGAAAAGAUCAGGUGUUCUUAAUGUUUUGUAUGCUCAGUGUAUACAUGCCUCCUGUAAGACCCUAUGAUCUGUGAACCGUACAUAAUACAGACAACAUCUUGGUGUCAUUAUACUCCUUAUAGUGUUCUCUCAAAUAUGGAGUAUGUCAAGAUUCUGAAAAAAAAAUGUUCACAUUCAUUUAUUCAACAUGACAAAUAUUAAUAUCUCAAAACUACCUUUUUUGAUUUUGUUUAUUUUUGGACACAUUGUUUGUAACAGUAUACUCUUCAAACACGCCACAUUUCCAGAGUGGGCUCUCUGGGACUUUUAAUGAUAUGACCCAUUUAUACAUAGAAAUUGACAUUAUAGGUCAUUAACCAAUCACAGCCCUGCUUUAGGAUUGCACAUUCAGCAAAUCACCAGUAGUGGGAGUUCCCUUUGAAUCCCUUUACCACUCACUAUGUUGGUGGUGCUCAUAAAAUCUAUCAUACCUUCAGAAUUAGCAGAGAGCCCACUCUGAAAUGUGAUGUACUUAUAGAGGUUAUUGGUCCAAACAAUAUGUCUUAAAAUGAACAAAAUCAAAAAGGGUAGUUUUGAGAUAAAUAUUUUUAAUGUUGAAUAAAUUAAUGUGAAAAAUUAUAUUUCAGAAUCAAGACAUACUCCAAAUUUUAGAGCAAACUAUAAGGAGUAUAAUUAUUUGAUUUAUUUAACCUUUAUUUAACUAGGCAAGUGACAGCCUACCAAGAGGCAAAAUGCCUCCUGUGGGAACGGGGGCUGGGAUUCAAAAUAAAAAUGUAGGACAAAACACACAUCACGAAAAUAGACACCACAACACUACAUAAAGAGAGACACCACAACACUACAUAAAGAGAGACACCACAACACUACAUAAAGAGAGACAACAACACUACAUAAAGAGAGACACCACAACACUACAUAGAGACACCACAACACUACAUAAAGAGAGACGCCACAACACUACAUAAAGAGAGACGCCACAACACUACAUAAAGAGAGACACCACCACACUACAUAAAGAGAGACACCACAACACUACAUAAAGAGAGACACCACAACACUACAUAAAGAGAGACACCACAACACUACAUAAAGAGAGACACCACAACACUACAUAAAGAGAGACGCCACAACACUACAUAAAGAGAGACACCACAACACUACAUAAAGAGAGACACCACAACACUACAUAAAGAGAGACACCACAACACUACAUAAAGAGAGACACCACAACACUACAUAAAGAGAGACACCACAACACUACAUAAAGAGAGACACCACAACACUACAUAAAGAGAGACACCACAACACUACAUAAAGAGAGACACCACAACACUACAUAAAGAGAGACACCACAACACUACAUAAAGAGAGACACCACAACACUACAUAAAGAGAGACACCACAACACUACAUAAAGAGAGACACCACAACACUACAUAAAGAGAGACACUACAUAAAGAGAGACACCACAACACUACAUAGAGAUGCCACAACACUACAUAAAGAGAGACGCCACAACACUACAUAAAGAGAGACCCCACAACACUACAUAAAGAGAGACGCCACAACACUACAUAAAGAGAGACGCCACAACACUACAUAAAGGGAGACACCACAACACUACAUAAAGAGAGACACCACAACACUACAUAAAGAGAGACACCACAACACUACAUAAAGAGAGACACCACAACACUACAUACAGUGGGGGAAAAAGUAUUUAGUCAGCCACCAAUUGUGCAAGUUCUCCCACUUAAAAAGAUGAGAGAGUCCUGUAAUUUUCAUCAUAGGUACACGUCAACUAUGACAGACAAAUUGAGAAGAAAAAAAUCCAGAAAAUCACAUUGUAGGAUUUUUUAUGAAUUUAUUUGCAAAUGAUGGUGGAAAAUAAGUAUUUGGUCACCUACAAACAAGCAAGAUUUCUGGCUCUCACAGACCUGUAACUUCUUCUUUAAGAGGCUCCUCUGUCCUCCACUCGUUACCUGUAUUAAUGGCACCUGUUUGAACUUGUUAUCAGUAUAAAAGACACCUGUCCACAACCUCAAACAGUCACACUCCAAACUCCACUAUGGCCAAGACCAAAGAGCUGUCAAAGGACACAAGAAACAAAAUUGUAGACCUGCCACCAGGCUGGGAAGACUGAAUCUGCAAUAGGUAAGCAGCUUGGUUUGAAUAAAUCAACUGUGGGAGCAAUUAUUAGGAAAUGGAAGACAUACAAGACCACUGAUAAUCUCCCUCGAUCUGGGGCUCCACGCAAGAUCUCACCCCGUGGGGUCAAAAUGAUCACAAGAACGGUGAGCAAAAAUCCCAGAACCACACGGGGGGACCUAGUGAAUGACCUGCAGAGAGCUGGGACCAAAGUAACAAAGCCUACCAUCAGUAACACACUACGCCGCCAGGGACUCAAAUCCUGCAGUGCCAGAUGUGUCCCCCUGCUUAAGCCAGUACAUGUCCAGGCCCGUCUGAAGUUUGCUAGAGUGCAUUUGGAUGAUCCAGAAGAGGAUUGGGAGAAUGUCAUAUGGUCAGAUGAAACCAAAAUAGAACUUUUUGGUAAAAACUCAACUCGUCGUGUUUGGAGGACAAAGAAUGCUGAGUUGCAUCCAAAGAACACCAUACCUACUGUGAAGCAUGGGGUGGAAACAUCAUGCUUUGGGGCUGUUUUUCUGCAAAGGGACCAGGACGACUGAUCCGUGUAAAGGAAAGAAUGAAUGGGGCCAUGUAUCGUGAGAUUUUGAGUGAAAACCUCCUUCCAUCAGCAAGGGCAUUGAAGAUGAAACGUGGCUGGGUCUUUCAGCAUGACAAUGAUCCCACACCGCCCGGGCAAUGAAGGAGUGGCUUCGUAAGAAGCAUUUCAAGGUCCUGGAGUGGCCUAGCCAGUCUCCAGAUCUCAACCCCAUAGAAAAUCUUUGGAGGGAGUUGAAAGUCCGUGUUGCCCAGCGACAGCCCCAAAACAUCACUGCUCUAGAGGAGAUCUGCAUGGAGGAAUGGGCCAAAAUACCAGCAACAGUGUGUGAAAACCUUGUGAAGACUUACAGAAAACGUUUGACCUGUGUCAUUGCCAACAAAGGGUACAUAACAAAGUAUUGAGAAACUUUUGUUAUUGACCAAAUACUUAUUUUCCACCAUAAUUUGCAAAUAAAUUCAUUAAAAAUCCUACAAUGUGAUUUUCUGGAUUUUUUUUCUCAUUUUGUCUGUCAUAGUUGACGUGUACCUAUGAUGAAAAUUACAGGCCUCUCUCAUCUUUUUAAGUGGGAGAACUUGCACAAUUGGUGGCUGACUAAAUACUUUUUUUCCCCACUGUAAAGAGAGACGCCACAACACUACAUAGAGACGCCACAACACUACAUAAAGAGAGACGCCACAACACUACAUAAAGAGAGACACCACAACACUACAUAAAGAGAGACGCCACAACACUACAUAAAGAGAGACCUAUGACAGCAACACAACACAGUAGCAACAUGACAACAACAGAUGGUAGCAACACAACAUGGCAGCAGCGCAUGGCAGCAGUGCGUAAUUUACAUUUACAUUUUUAGUCAUUUAGCAGACGCUCUUAUCCAGAGCGACUUACAUGAGCAAUUAGGGUUAAGUGCCUUGCUCAAGGGCACAUCGACAGAUUUUUCACCUAGUUGGCUCGGGGAUUAGAACCAGCAACCUUUCGGUUACUGGUACAACGCUCUUAAUCACUAUGCUACCUGCCGCCCCAUGACACCAAGCUGUUGUCUGUAUUAUGUAAGGUUCACAGAUCAUAGGGUCUUACAGGAAGCAUGUAUAGGUUUAAAAAGGGCCUAAAAUGGCCACUUCCAUCAUUAUUUUCUCCAAAAUGGUUUGUGAUACAAAUGUAAAAAGCAUUUCAUAGACCCUUCUUUCCUUCUAUGUGAGAAUUGCCAGAUCAAUCUGAGAUACCAAUCAUUUCUGCUUGCAUGGAAUCGCCCCAUUGUACUCUAGCCCCCUCUAUCAUGUGAACAUUGCCAUGUUAUUUAAAUGUUGUACUGUAUCUGACUCCUCCUCUUUCUCACCUCCUCGCCCCUCUCUGUCCCUCUCCUAUGGCCUCUGCUCUCUGUCCCUCUCCUAUGGCCUCUGCUCUCUGUCCCUCUCCUAUGGCCUCUGCUCUCUGUCCCUCUCCUAUGGCCUCUGCUCUCUGUCCCUCUCCUAUGGCCUCUGCUCUCUGUCCCUCUCCUAUGGCCUCUGCUCUCUGUCCCUCUCCUAUGGCCUCCUGUAGGAGACAUUUGAGCGAGCCAAAGCCUGGGUGAAGGAGCUACAGAGGCAGGCUAGCCCCAACAUUGUCAUCGCUCUGGCAGGGAACAAGGCUGACCUGGCUGAGAAGAGACUAGUGGAGUAUGAGGUAAAGUACUCAACACUGACUCUGUAACAUGUUCUGGCCGUCACUAUACACUGACAUAAUGUUAUAUCAAAUAUAACAUUUUAAACACUGGGGAUUCCCAAUACUGAUGGAUGGUUGCCUCCUGUCUGUGACAGGAGGCCCAGACCUAUUCUGAAGACACUGGGCUUCUCUUCAUGGAGACCUCUGCCAAGACCGCCAUGAAUGUCAACGAACUGUUCCUGGCCAUUGGUAAGCUUCCAUCGUCCCCCAUCAAUCUAUAGGGCUACUUAUAGGGAUCACAAUUUUUGUUAAUUUCAAUUGUUGGCCUAAUAACAAAACAUUUAAGUUUUUCAUGACCACAUGACCUGCCCAAGAAAAACUCCAAGGCCCUAGUUAGAACUAGGUCAGAAUAAUAAUAACAUAACAAAGAUGAUUAUUGACCUCUAACAAAGUGUGUUCCACUGUCUCUGCAGCCAAAAAGAUGCCAAAAACCGACACCCAGAACCCUACACACGCAGCACGACACCGGGGCGUGAACCUACAGGACCCUGACGCCCACAACACCCGGUCUUGCUGUGGAGGAGGAGGGAACUAG